AUGCACGCUAUGGAUGCACCAGGGGACAGUGAUUCUCCGAAGGCAGGUGUUCACGACAAUUUCUGUGGAUGGAAAACAGAAACAAAGCUCAUGAGCCAGAGUCCAGUAAGCAAGGUUGUACAUCACCAAUGCUUACAUAUGAAUCAAUCAAAUUCAUAUGGUGAGGCAACUUUUCUGGCGUUGCAAACUUUCAUCAUUACAUGGUUGGCGAUAACCUGGAAGUCGCAACCUCUGGGUGUGGCAUUCUCUGCUGUGUACGUUGCUGGCUUGGCAGUCACCUUCUCCCCAGUGAUGCCGCUGUCUGUCCUUUAUACCCUGCAAACACUUAACGUCCCAAUCAUGUUGGUAUCAAAAAUCCUUCAAAUUGCUGCUAACUGGCGCAAUGGUAGCACUGGUCAGCUUUCGGCGAUCACUCUCUGUUUGUUUGCAUUGGGUUCUACCGCACGCAUCUUCACGUCACUCGAAGAAACUGGUGAUAAUCUUAUCAUUCUCACCUACAUAUUAUCCACUCUGUGCAACUACAUCCUAAUGGGCCAGGUAUUCUACUACUGGAACUCGAGUGCCCCAUCCGCCAAGAAAACAUCUAAGAACUCAUCCGCAAGCAUGAGGUUCGGGUUCGAGCCCACCCAGUCUUGCAGUAGCACUUUACACUCUUCAGAUGUGGAGCGUAUGCCAAACAGUAAGGCGGAGUUAUGUAGAUUAUUUAAUAUUGUUUGCAGUACCACGUUGUCAGAUCCCAGAACAGCUAUAUUGUCUGUGUACUCGAUAUCUGUGAGCGGACGCCCCGGAAGCACUUCUACUCCAUAG
Molecule: messenger RNA, 807 nt
Organism: Opisthorchis viverrini
Lineage: Eukaryota; Metazoa; Platyhelminthes; Trematoda; Opisthorchiida; Opisthorchiidae
Exons: 4
Coding region: 1-807 (268 amino acids)
Biological process (GO): oligosaccharide biosynthetic process
Source: RefSeq, a predicted model, not a curated record